Molecule: messenger RNA, 2733 nt
Organism: Lithohypha guttulata
Lineage: Eukaryota; Fungi; Ascomycota; Eurotiomycetes; Chaetothyriales; Trichomeriaceae
Gene: NOP14
Product: nucleolar complex protein 14
Exons: 1
Coding region: 1-2733 (910 amino acids)
Biological process (GO): maturation of SSU-rRNA
Cellular component (GO): small-subunit processome; nucleolus; Noc4p-Nop14p complex
Source: RefSeq, a predicted model, not a curated record
AUGGCGCCGUCGCAGCUGAAGCAGCUAAAGGCAUCAUUACGCGAGGGUGGUAUUCUAGGUCCUCAGAAAUCAAAGAAGCAGCUUAAGAGCAACAAUAAAGAUGCUGCCGUCCGCCUUCGACGAAAUGCUGCUCUCGAGGGAAUUAGAGAGCGCUUCAAUCCGUUCGAAGUCAAAGCCCCUUCCCGAACACCAAAGUUCGAUAUUUCGAGCAACAAGCCAGUGAAGCGAACUAUUGAGCGGCCAGGUGUUACACGUGGACUAGGAGAGGAAAGAAGACGAGAAACUCUGCUGAAGGAGAUGCAGAGUCGGAAUAAAGUGGGUGGCAUGCGCGACCGACGUUUUGGAGAGGACGAUCCUACAAUGACUCCAGAGCAGAAGGCUGCUGAAAGAUUUGCUAGGCAGGCUUUAAGAGGUAGCAGAAAGAAUGACAUGUUCAACCUGGAAGAGGACGAGGACACAGAGUUGUCUUUGACCCAUGGUGGCCGUGCAUUGGAUUUUGGUGAUGAUGCACCAAUGUUAAAGGAUGACUACGACGAGGAUGAAGAUGAGUCAGAUGUUGAGGACUUCAAUGCCGUGGACGAUCGACCAAGAAAGAGACUGCGACUAGAUGGGGAUGAGGACAUGGCCGAAGAUGGAAAUGACAACGAUGUGCCGCAAAGGAAAAAGUCCAAGAACGAGGUCAUGCAGGAGGUUAUAGCCAAAUCAAAGGCUUAUAAGGCUGCUAGACAAGCUCAAAAGGAGGACGACGAUGAUUUGCGUGCUGAGCUUGAUCAAGGGCUCGGUGAUCUGUUUGCCGCUUUACAGGGGAAGAACUCGAAUACGAAGCAUCAACUACCAAGUCCUCCUACAACUGAUUCCGAGCCAUCAAUUGAUCCUGGUCGUGCAGCCAUGCUAGCCGGAAAAUCGAGAGAGGAGGCAGAGAAAGAGUACGAAAAGAACAUCAGACAGAUGAAGCUUGACGCAAGGUCGAAACCAAGUACUAGAACGAAGACUGAAGAGGAGAAGGCUGCUGAAGAGAAGGCUCGUCUAGAGGAGCUCGAGAGAAAUCGUUUACGGAGAAUGAGAGGUGAAGCUGAAUCGACCGACGAUGAAGACGACGACGAUGAUGAAGCUGGUGCUGACCUCACGAACGACGACCAAGACGAUGCUGAGAUGUUCGGCCUAGCACAGCCUCAACCGAGAUAUAUACCACAGCUCGAGGUUGAGGACGAGGAUCAGUUUGUCAUGGACGACAUCAUCGCAAGUGAUUCAGAGGCUGAUCUAGCGAGUGAUUUCGAAGGCAGUGAGUCUUCUGCUUUACAGGAACCAGUCGACGAUGGAGACGAUGAUUUCAUCAACGGUCUUGUUCUGCCUCCAAAGCCGACCAUACAAUCCAAUGUACCAGCUGCAAGAACUGGUAAUGAUACCAAAGAAUUGCCCUUCACAUUCAGUUGUCCGCAAGAUGUCGAGCAAAUAAGAUCAGAGACAAAAGGCAUCUCAGCCGAGAGCUUGCCCACAGCGGUUCAGCGCAUACGAGCUUUAUAUCACAAAGGUUUAGCAAAGGAGAACACAGAAAAGCUGGGCAAGUUUGCUCAAGCAUUAGUUUCGUGGGUUGUCGAUCUGGUUGAUGGAAAGUGCGAACAAAGUCCUUCAAUGCAAGUCAUCGAACAGCUUAUCCGACACGUACACUCCAUGGCCAAAGCCCAGCCACUCGAGGUGGCAGCUGGCUUUCGUCAGCACUUCCGACGCUUACUAGAGGACAAUCGAACCUUCACACCUGGUGAUCUAGUCCUGCUGACUGCCGUUGCUACUAUCUUCCCAACUUCUGACCAGUGGCACUCCGUGGUCACACCGGCUGCCCUCCUCGUGGGCAGAUUCCUCGCUCAAUCACCUUUGGAGACUUUGACAGACUUGGCGACUGGGACAUAUGUAUGCUCGAUCGCACUCCGUUAUCAGGCAAAAUCAGAGCGGUAUGUCCCCGAAGCCGUUGUCUUCAUGUGCAAAGCCAUUUCCUUGCUUGCACCUGUUGAGGGAUCUGCUGCCGUACCAAAGGAGACGCCUACUAUACAGCAUAGUACUGCUUGCCGCAUCGCACGUCGAGAGCCAACACCACCAGCUGAAAAGUUGGAUUUCAACGAUCUUCGUGCUCUAUCCUCUGGUAAAAAGCCUCCUAGAUCCACGAUCACUCCAGAGUCCCUUCUUCUCAUACUACUCAAGCUCAGCAUACCAGUGGUCGACUACUACACCUCCAAAUCCGCAUUUCCGGAACUCAUCUCACCACUCAACCAUCUUGUUGCUGUCAGACUCAGCCAUCCUAAGAACCUCGCUCUUCUCCACAAGUCAACCCAGAGCGCCGUCGCAUCGCUGUCCGCCUCAUUCAACACAGCCAUCGAGCUCGCCAUAUCUACUCGCAAGCCUCUGUACUUGCAUGCUCACCGUCCCCUGGCGAUCAAGUCCGCGUAUCCUCUAUUCAGUGACAACUACAAUCCGGAACGUAGACAACGUGAUCCUGACGAAGAGCGUGCCGAACUCAACAAGCUUAAGAAUGAGCAUAAGAAGGAACGCAAGGGCGCCAUGCGUGAGCUGCGAAAGGACGCGAACUUCAUGGCCAGGGAGCAGCUUAGAGAGAAGAAGGCGAAGGAUGAAGCCUAUGACAAGAAAUUUAAGAGAUUGGUUGCUGAGAUUCAGGGUGAAGAAGGCCGAGAGGCCAAGGAAUAUGAACGUGAGAAGGCCAAGAGGAAAGGUAGAUUUUGA